Neospora caninum is the source of this 11364-nucleotide messenger RNA. RefSeq lists its product as hypothetical. Bases 1 to 11364 code for a protein of 3787 amino acids. Gene Ontology annotation, cellular component: cytoplasm. The transcript has 6 exons. The record is from RefSeq and is a predicted model, not a curated record. Gene Ontology annotation, molecular function: protein binding. Lineage: Eukaryota; Apicomplexa; Conoidasida; Eucoccidiorida; Sarcocystidae.
AUGUCUGGUGGAGGGGUCCCGCCGCCGGCGGCGCCUUCAUUGCGUUCGUCUUUCUCUCCAGAUCACCAUCUGUGGCUCUCUUCUCUCAUCUGGCCAGACAUCCCUCUGCAAGCGUCCAUUUCCUGCGUCGCUGUCAAUCCAAGGUUCACCAUUUUGGCGACAGGGACACACACAGGCCACAUCUAUGUAUGGCAACUCAAUGCGGUGCAUGCGGCUCUCGCGUGCCCCGAAAGCCGCGUGUGCCGGCUGGGCUCGAACGCGUUGCCUCUAGCGGCUGAACCACAUCCUCCCGCGGCGACAAACAAAUGCCGUGGGCGACCGACGCCGUCGGCUUCUGGGGGGACUCUGGCGGCUGCAGGUGCACACAGGGGAGACGUGGAAGGGAGAGAGGACGACGCACAGGCACGGGAAGACGCCACGCAGAGGGAUGUGAGCGGUGAGGGAAAUGCACACGUUCGCCAGCUGCCAUUGUCCUCGCGACGUGGUGAAGCCGCCGCACCUGGAGAUCUCCCGGCCGAGUCGACACCCGGCUGCUGCGCUGGCACAUCGACACCGCCUUCCGGGGCUUCGUGCGAAGAAGGUGGAACCAGGUUUGAGGCUCCUCUCCCGCUCGUUCCCCAUUUGAUUUUGAUCAGCGAGUGGGGCGGAUCUGCGCCGUUAAUCGAGUGCGUCUUCGCAGUCGCGGCGGCCCCGCUGGUGAGUGCUUGCAGCGAAGAAGUGCUGGUGUCUAUACACUCGGACAGCAAGCUGCGGGUUUGGUCGCUGCUCGACGGCCGGUGUCUCUCGGCCACGAAGCAAUUUCCGUACCCCCUGCUCUCGAUCCGCGUUCUGUCCGACCGGCGCUACGUUGUGUUAACCGGCAAAACGGGCGCAAUGGUUUUCGACCUGUGGACGCACUGCCGCGUAUGCCAUCUCUCGCUUUCCCUCCCGCCAGUUUCGCCGCCGUCGACUGUCUUUCGCCGUCUGCAUCACGAAGCCGCGCUGCAGCCAUCUCCCGGAUCCUGGGCGCCCGACAGCGCUGGGGCUCCUGGAGGCGCGGGAGAGCUCGCGGCCCGCGGGAGGCGAGAGAGGGCGAGACACGCUCACAGGGAAGCGGAGACACCCGUCAGUGAGUCCUGGCCCUUUCUCCGGCUCACCGCGACGGCGACGAAUCCACCGCCGGACUGCAGCGAAGAUGGUCUGGAAAGAUUGCGCGCUCUGUUUCCGAAUCUCGGUGCUGACCUACCACGCUUUCCUCUCGCCUCGCCCCAAGGGGAACCAGGGCGAGGCAGAGAGGGAACAGACAGCACGGUCGCCUUCCGAAGCUCCGAUGGCCACGCCUUUAACCCGUCACCUGUGGACAAACGUUUUCCCGAUGGACUCCCCCCUCACCCUUCAGCCUCGUUGUCGUCUUCGUCCUCGUUUUCGUCCUCUCCCGUUGCGCUGUUUCACCAGCAGUCGAAGCCGGUACCCGCGAGCGAGCACGCUGCCCGUGGAGAUUCCUUUUCGUUCUUGGCUUUGCAGCAAGAGACGUCCUCCUCGGACGACCUUGCGUCUCUCCCUGCCUUUCCUCGUCUCGACACCGCGCCUCGCCAUCUCGCGACGCAGGAGGCCGGGAACCGAGCGCAGGGAAUCGCGCCUCUGUGGCCCAGCGAUUCAUUCGCCAACGCCCCCGAAGGCGCCUCUGAGCCGAAUCUGCUGCCGCCCUUCCUCGAGCAGCCCGUGACCGUCGCCGGGCUGACGCCGGAAGGUCGGCUAGCUGUCUGGGACCUCCAGGUGGUCUUGGCGACCUGGGAGGAGCAGCAGACACAGCUCGAUGGGUUGGGCGGGAGCGCGAUGUUCCACGGGAAGCGGGAGCAGACGGUCUUUCGCUCGCUGGUCUUUCAAGACACGGCUAGCUCGGCCCGCCGCCGCCAGCCCGCAGGCGUCUCUCAUGGGCGCUCGCGUCCCGAUGGCGAAACUCACCCAGGAGAGGAAAUGGCUGUUAAAGACCGCAACGCGGCGCCACCCGUCUCCGCUGGGUUGGCCACAGGCACGGGGGCUGCACGCGGAAAGGGAGGAGUUUCAGAAGCGCCGCUGCAUUCGAAUUCCGCGACGGGGCGACGCGACCAAUUUGCAGGAGACACGGCAGGUGACGCGGCGAAGGACAAGAAGAAGAGAGACAAAACCGGAGCCGGAGUGAGCGAAGGAGCUGCGGCUGUACUUCAGCCGAUGCGAACAAUGUUUGGAGGCAUGUUUGGAGUUGGAGGAGACGACGAAUCCGAGGACGAAGGUGACGACGAGACGGAAGAAACCAAAGGAGCCACGGGGAUCGAACCCGUAUUCGUCUCGAGCGUCUGCUGCGAGCCCUCCGAGGUCCCCGAAGUUGGUGGGAGCGGCGCGUCCAGUCUCCUCUCUGUGACCGCCUCGUUUCUCGUGGCGCUAAGCUCCGACCGCCUCGUCGUUUGGCGCCGCCUGCCCCGCGUGUGCGGCGUGUCUCUGGCCUCACCUUCGCCGCUCUCCUCGAUUGCCUACGACCUGUUUCUCGAUGUCCCAGCCCCGUCGCUCGCCUCGUCGCGGGUGCCCUCGUUUGCCGGACUCCUGGCUGCCGACUCACGAGCGGCAGGCGAAGACAGCAGACGGCGCUCGAGCACCUGCCGUGAGGAGGAAGACAGCGAAGCGAAAGGACAAGUCGCGCAGAGCCAGGAGACGCUUGCCCUCUGGUCGGCAGCUGCUUUUGGAGACACCGGGCACGAGCAGAGUUUCCCGGGACUUCCGUGGGGCUGGAGCGGCAUGCACCUACUCCCCUACUCGCGAGACGUGUCUCGCUUCUGUGAACAGCUAGGCGCCCUCGCGCAACAGCACCCGUUCGAGGACCCGAGAGCGAGAGAGAGGAGUGAGAGGAGUGAGACGGAAGGGGCUCUGCAUGUCUGGGGGAGAGAAUCUGCAACGGCGGCGGAGUCGCGGAGCUCGAUGGAACGUGGAGCCGUGUAUAACCCGUCGUGCGAAAACGUCGAGGCAGUUCUCCUCGCCUGGACCGCAGACGGAACCCUGCGAGCGUUCCUUCUCCCCCUCGGUGCCAACAUCUCGCCGAGCCUCCCGUCGCCCCUUCGGGCGUCGGGCAGUCGUCGAGAGUCGAGCGACGCAGGCGAAAUGCAUAUCGGUGCACGUCGAGGUCCCAGAGACAGGCCAGGGCCAUCGGCGGGGCUCGCCGAUAUUGCCGCUCUCACCCAAGGCCUUCUCAUUGGCCAACUACCGGACGAGCUCCUCGGUGGCGAAGACACGCCGACGCCUGUUUUCCUUCCUCUCUUCGCUCACUUCUCUUUCGCGUCUCUGGCGACUGCCGGGGUUCCCGCCGAAGACACUUGCGGAAAGGCUGCUCGCUCGUGCGAGCCGUCCGCUGCGUCCGCUCUGACUCCUCCCCGAGGGCGAGAGCGUGGGGGCGAGGCAGGACGUCGAGGCGAAGCACGCACAGAAGCACCACGGAGCACAGAAACGAUGCAGGCGAUCGUCGGAGGGCUCCUGUGUGUCGGUGUCUCCCUGGAGGCAUCCGACCGCGUGGCCGUCGCCUCGUGGGCUCUGGAGGCAUCAGUCGAGUCGACGUGCGGGGGGGGCGGAAGGCCGCUCGGGUUUAGAGAGGCCAGCGAGAAGAGUUGGAGUCUGUCUCUCCAACGGGAGGGGACAGGCGAGCUGUUGGCUCCUGACGCCUUCGCGAAAACGCCAGAAAGCGAGGCAAUGGGUCCUCUGCUUUCGGCCCCGGCCUCCGUCCAGCCUACGCCGUCUCCGGUUUCUGGUGCUCACCCGCCUCCGUCGUCGUCGCCUUCGCCGGCGUUUUCCGUUCUCCGUCUUCACUUUUCUCUGCGGCCUUCAAUCAGCGUCGGGGAGUUGUGGCUGCUUCCGUCGACGCUGCGCUCGAGCCUUCACCGCACCCUCUUCCCUCCGGUCCCGUCGGUCCUCGACAGCUGCGGCGAGGAAACAACUCCCUCGCUCACAUCGCGCCGGAGGCCGAGAGGCGGCUGCCUCUCGGGGGCAAGGGCGCGCGAGUUCGUGGACACGGGCGUGGCGCUGCGUACCCAGUUUUGGCGCCUCGCAGCUUCUCUGGACCAGCGGAAGCACCUCCGACAAGGCCAGGAAAUCCUCGUGUGUCUGGGAGAUCCCGAGCGCCGGGGCGAGGCGCGAGGGCGAGGCCAGGACGUUGGGGAGACGACGUCCGCCGGAGGACAUCUUCCUUCUCUUCCGUGGUGUCGGUCUCAAACCGGCGUCCAGCCUUCUUCGCCCGAGCCCAGAGACACAACCGGGCAGUGUACCUACACAGCAGAUCGGCACAUUUUGUCUUGGUGUCUCGUCGAGUCCCAAGGCCGGGUGUUCCUCAUUUGCAGCGCUUCAGACGGGGCGGCUCUGGGGCUGUGUCUGAACCACGUGGCUGCGCGUCUUCGGCUCCAUCGUCACCUGUAUGGAGAGGCGUCUCGGCAGAUGACAGCGACCGCGGCGAAGGCGUGUGAAGGGCCAUCCGCCUCGGGCGCGUGGAUGAAGCCGGCAACAAGCAGCUGCGAGCUUGCCUGCCACGCCCCCAUGCAGAAGGGCGGAGACGCCCGCCAAGGCACCUCGACGGAAGGCCUUCUGUACUUGAGUGGGUCGCCAGACCUGGUGCUGUGGCCCAAAGCCUGUCACCAGUUGCCCAGCCUAGUGCAUCUCCCCACGCCGGCGACGCAUCCUGGGUUGGUGGCUGCCGUCGAGGCUCGAGGGGAGUGUCGGCGACUUCGCGAGAAAGGCGCGCGGAAAACGCGCGGGCCCUUUCGGGCGACGCUAAGGCCGAGCCGGGAACGCGGAGACAGCGCGAGCGGGCGAGACGGGAGUUUCGAUGGCGAACGUGAAGCGGCGCUAUGGGGAGGCGCGGCCAGGAGUCCCCGCGGCUCGCCCCUUCGGUCUCUUUCGGGGGGGGCGGCUUCAUGCGGAGGAUCGACACGUCCACCAGCUGUGGAAGAUCUGGACGAAGACGCAUUCUCUUGCUUUUCUUCCGAGUUUUCGUCUCAAGAAUUCUCGUCCGAUGAAACGUUUCCCGAGCUGGCCAACGAGGCGUCGUCUGCGUACCCUUCCACGUCGAGCUCCUCGUCCCUGUCGUCCUCCGAUGAGGAGGACUCGCCGGGUGUCUCUCCCCGCGCCUCGCCCGCUGUCUGUGCUUCUUCGCUGUCGUCUAGGUUCGGUUCUACGCGUCGGUGUGUGCCGCCGCCAUCUCGCAUGUCUGUCCAGCCACGCACGCCUCUGUAUGCGUCUCCGCCGGACGCGGUGAAAACGCAGGUCACCCACUUUUGCUCUCUGAGCUCGGUGCUUCUCGCCGGCGGCACGAGCCGAGGCGACAUCCUCUUCUGGCGUCUCCCUUCCUUCUCCGUUUGCGGAUAUCUCCCUCGAGCCCUCCCUGCGCCGGUGUGCGCGAUGCUCCGGGUCUUGUCUGUGUGCGGCGGACAAGGCGAGGCGCAGUUCGACUCCAACUGCUUCCUGGUGGCCGACGCAACGGCACAACUUACGCUCGUCGACGCAGCCAAGUGCUGCGGGUGCACAGACACCUCGAGUGCGAAUCCGCCCGACACCGAGCUCCACACCGUCUCUGCUCGGCACCAGAAGACGGAAGGGGCUGCAGAGCCUCGACGAGGAAUGCCUGGCUCCGCAAAUGGCCCGUCCACAGAUCCGGCGAACCACGCGAAACAUGCAGAAGGAGCGGCGCAGUCUGCGACUGGCAGCAGGUUGGGCGAAGAGGUUGGACGAGCGCCGUGGGACGCCGACCGCGACAGACAGCGCAUGCAGCAUCACGAGCUAGCCGUGCCGAGAGAGCAACGGACCCACGCUAGCGUGAGGCCGGACGAGCAUGGCUCUUCGACUUCGAAUUUGUCUCCUGGGCUGGCGCCCGCGAUGUCUGAGAAAGGGCUGGUCGAAAGCCCAAUGUACGUCCAUUAUCGCGCCUCCACUUGGAGUGUUCGUACGCCCGAGCUCCUUCAGGCGGUGCCCCGACCGUGUAACUGGUCGGGAGUGUUUCCUCUGGAAAGGCCGGAGAGUGCGCCCCGGUGUGUCCAUUCUGGGCCCCGCUCACCAUGCCCAACGGCUGGUUUCGCGGGUACGCUUGAGGGCGGGUUUUCGCACGCUUCCUCGCUCGUGGCCCCGCACGCCAUUCGCAAAGUUGCAGUGGAUCUCUUGUCAGACACCAUUUGUUGCAUCACCGUUUCGGCGCGCUUCUUUCUGUGGAAGAUUCAAACCGGACAGCUCCUGAAAGAGGGCCCGUUGUCGCGAAUCUCGGGCGUCUUCGCCCCCGACGUGCCCAAUGCCGACCUCUUCUAUUCCCGUACCUUCCUGCAGAAUCCGCAUCUUUACUCGUCUUCGCCGCACCUUGAGAUGACCGUUUGGGGUUUUGCUCUUGGCCACUUGCAACUCGCCUCGUCGUCCUGUUGCCGGUGUUGCCACUUUGCGUGUCCGUGCUCCUGCGCGUCGUCUGCGGUAUCUUCGCCUCGCCGGCAGCGGCUGGCGACUCAGGAGGCCAGAGGCACGGCGACAGGCCUGGAGGCGAAGAAAACAGAGGCGAAGGAUAGUGAGGUCGUUGCGUGUGCCUCGGAGAGCCGAGAGCAAAGCGCAGGCCAGGAAACACCCCUGGACGACGGCCUUCCCUCUCCCCGCGCCGUCCCGUCCUCGUUCGCGUCUGAAUCUCCUUCCACGCUGCCUUCUUCGGAUGCAGCUGCGGAGCGCCGGCCGAGUCGCCCGCGACGGCGCGAGAGUCGAGACGAAAAGGACCACAGGGCUCGGCGCCAGGCGUGGACUUCCCUCUGCUGUCACGCCUCCGCGAAAAGGAGCUUUGAAGCGCAUCGAACGCUCCCGAGCGCCGCCGUGCUUCUUCUCCCGGUGUCGCAGUUUCUGCAGCCCUGCUACCCGCCCAGAGUGGCGUUGCCUGCUGGGGCUUCGCCGGGGGCGCCCGCGGAUCGGGCCUCGGGUCUAGGGACCGAUGGCGGGUCAAAAGGACCCGCGGGGACGGGAUCCACCAGGGGCGUGGACGCGCCGCUUGCCGCGCACGCCCUCGCUCUCUGCUCUGCGUUUUUGCCUUUCGGCGUCAACGCGUCAGUCGACGCGGGUCUUCAGGAACUGUUUGGCUUCCUCUCGCCGUCGCCUUUGCCCCUCGUUCCGGGUGUGAUCGGGGCAGAUCUCGCGAUUUCGUUCUCGUUGCCUCUCCUCUUGAUCCAUGGCCUCCUGCACGAUUCCUACGUGAGACACGCCCUUCGCUCCGCGGAAAAGCACGCGAGAGUCCCGGGUCCUUCAAUCCUCGCGGCCAACGCAGGCAGCCCCUGGCUCGGCCUCGAAGGCGCGUCGCCCUGUUGCCACCAACCGUCGCUCCCGCACAACUUGCAUCUUCACCGACGAGCAGCCCAGAGAUACGAAGUCUGCAAAAUGGAAACCGAGCACCGAGAGCCGUCUUCGCUCCCCAGGUCUGCCUCCAGUUCGUCUUCCAAUUUGGGUUCUGGCCUGACGGCGUCAAGGCGUGUAACCGCCGCUGUCGAGAGGAAGUGUGUGGAGCGUUUCACUUUUUUUGCGUCUGCCCUGGCGGAGCGUGAUGCCGUGGGGACGCUGCAUGCGGCGAGCGAGGCUGCGCGCGGGCCUGCCUUUCCUGACGCGAUGUCGGCUGUUGCGGCGUGCGUCAUUCAACGGGAGCAGCGGAGUCAACUGAGGAAGGCCGGCUGCAGCCCAGCCGCGAGUCCAGCUGCCUCGGCGAUCCAGCAACGCCUCUGGCGACUUCACAAGCUGCCUGGGCUUUGCAAGUCGCCUGCGGCGCUCAAAGCGCUGCUCGCCGCUGGACCACCCGCGUCGCUGAUCUCGCUCACUCCUCCAUCUGCUCCGUCUCAGCCACUGGCGCUCUCCGGCACCCGCGGAAGCGAGGAGCACCCUUCAGGGCCACGCACUCUGUCUUGCGUCGACCUCCUCGUGUCCUCGACCUGCGACGCUCUCGAUCUCUCUGGACUUCCCUCGAUCGCCUGCAAGAGCGCAGGGGCGCUCCGGGUGUCGGCGGCGUCCCCCUUCUGCUUCUCUUCGGCGACCGCGCUUUCGCUCACGUCCAGCUUCUUGGCCCCCGAUGCCACCGGCGGUAUGGGCCUCGGCGGCAGGCGCGACUCCCGCGGCGCGCUCGGCUACCCCAGCCAGGGAGGCUUCUCGGGGCGACCGGGCGGAUACGUGUUCGGCCUUUUUCUGGCCUCCUCGACCUCCGCCUUCCUCUCCGCCUGCGUGCGCUCCCCCGCCGCCGCCUGCCGAGCCGCCGAAGGCGCCAGGGCGCGGCUGCUCCAGGCUCUCGACGAGACGCAAAGUGGCGGCGCAGUCGGGACUACGGCUCGCCAACUGCAGAUCCAGAUUCAGCACCAUCAGAAAGUCCUCUACCACCAUCUCCAUCUGCUGCAGUCGCAGCAGAAGCGGCUCGAGGCGCGGAUGCGCCAGGAACGCGAGGCGGACGGAGCGAGCAAAAGCGUCGCAGACGAACCGGAUUUCCCAAAGACGCACGGACCAGAAGCGGGAAAACAGGAAACGCAUCCAGCUUCCGACAACCAAGACGCAGCGGCCUCCUCAGCUCUCGCCGCUUCCUCUUGUGCUUCUUACGUUUCCUCGUUGGGCAAGCACAUCAGUCAGUUGCAGGCGCAGCAAGCCGCCAUUCGCCACCAGCUCAUAAGUUUGCAGCAGCAGUUGAUCGCGCUGGCAGAUGGCGAGCACUGGGGAGACGAGGGGCGAGCGGACGGCGCGCGUCGGCUUAUACGCGGCCGCGAGCGACUCGUGCACGUCUCGCUCUGCGUCGCGACGGCGCCGUGGCCAACUCUGGUGGACGUCCGGCGCUUCUGUGAUGCGCGCGACGCACGCGGGAGUCGGGGCGGGCCAGGAAUCUCCGCCUUGGCGCUCGUGAACGGCGCCGAGAGCGCGCAGGAAGGGUCAAAGGUCGUGCCUGAGAACGCCUCCUCGUCUCGACCUGUCGCCUCGCCUCCACCGUCCACCUUCUCUUCUCUCACGUCGUCUUUCUCCUCUCUCUCGUCGCUCUCGUCUCUCGCGUCUUCGCCGUCGACUCCCCCCUCGUCCGGGGCUGCUGAUUCCGACGCUCACGCUGACGCCUCUCACCUCUUCCGCCUUAUCCUCUCUCUCAGGCAGGAGGAACGGGCGGUGUGGCUGCGCCCUGGGCCCCUCUCGUCGAGGCCGCGCUUCGGGCUUUCGGGGACUGGAGGCGCGAGCGGGAGGGACGAAGGCCUCCGGCAGCGAGGCUCGGCCGGGUUUGGCAGCUCCGAGCCUCGGCAACCUGCUGUGGCCUUCAUCCCGAGCGCAGGGCGGCUGCCUCUGGCGAUCGGCGGGUGGCCGUUGCCCCGGUUCGCCCUUUAUAAGGACACCGUUUUGAGUUCGCCGCCGUGUGCCGAGUUUCUGCGUUUGUCGGGCGCGUCGCUGGCCUCCCCUCACGUCUCUGCAGGCACAUCGCUCGCGUUUCUCGCCCUCCUCUCGGCUGCUCUGGUUCCGACGCUCACGCCGCCCCCGCCUUCAGUUGGGGCGCGCGCGGCUCUCAUCCAGGCUUUCUCUGACACUUUCUGUCUCUCCUUCUUCCGCGCGGCGCCUGCCACGUCGUCUGCCGGUGUGCCCAGGCCCGUCCGCGCUGGCUUCGGCGCGGCAGGGAUUCGAGGCGGGGGCGUCUCAGAGGCUCUGGCCUGCCGGCAUCUCCCGUCCGGUGGCGCGGCGCGCUCUGAGUUUCGUCUAGCAUCUGCGGAGGCGUCAAACACGCAAGACCCGCGAGAGGGUCGCGCUCGCCAACGCCUGGCCUUGGCAGCGGAGACCGGAAGGGAAAAGGGUGCGACGGCAGGAAGAGUCCCGACUUCGCUGACUCCAUUUCCUCUCGAUCCAGGCUCCUCUCUGCCUUCGGCGCCUCUGCCCUCUCUCUGGCUUUUAACUCACUGUUUUCUCCACAACUGUCCCUCUCCCUGUCACGCGUCCCACCACUCCCCUGCUGCUUCGGCAGCCGCGGCCAGUCGAGCUGCGGUGUAUGUCCACUUCGGAGCCUGCCAUCUGCUUAGGCGCACGAUAUGCGCAAUGGAGGAAACGCAGCUCCUUCCCUUCGUCGAUGUCUGCCUUCAGUUCCUGGGCGGAAACUGUGCACAUGCGCAGGCGACGGCUGAGAACGAAGGGCCGCCGGGCGCGGAGGAAACAGGCGUCGCGGCGCUGCCUCCAAGUCUUGCAGAGGAACUCGACUGCGCGGGGCAGAGUGCAGUGGCUCUUGUUCUCCUCGCCAUCAUCCUCUACGAACGUCCUGGACUCUGCAAAAUUGCAGGAUUGAACAUUGGCACUAUCGUGGGCCACCAGCUAGCAUGCACGUUCUUGGGGGCGCUCCUGCCGCUCGCCGCCUCAGGGCCUUCGGCGUCUGUCGGCGGCUUCGUCUCGCAUUCUUCGUCGCCGGGCGUCGGCAGCCACUCUAGCGGUGGAGUGCAGUCUGUGCGUGCUGAGCUGCUCAUGGAGCUCUUUGCGCUGGGUUUGGGGAUUGUCUGGGACUGUGCCUGUCUCUUUAGUCGCGCCAUCUCGGCCCUCUUGGACGACUACGUUCCGCGAAGCCUCACGGCCAAGUUGAGCACAAACAACGGAACCGGCACGGAGGCAUUGUUGCCCGACGAGCUCCUUCUCUGUCAACUCAUGGCUGCAAUGUUCGCCUUCACGCUGCGGCCGCAGUGGAGCGCAUGCAGUUCGCUCAUUCUCACCCGCCUCGCGCGCACGAACGUCCCGCUCUUUGUCAAAGUUCUGGGCAGAGCUGCCGGGACGGUUGAGUUCGGCUCCGAAUAUACGGCGGCGGCGUUGCUGACGCUCGUCCAGUUCAGCGCGCGGAUCCCUGAGCUGUCUCUGGAGCAUCUCCCAGACAUCGUGGAAGCUGUCGUCCGGUGUCUUGACCCCGCAGAGCCUCAUCUUCGCCGCCGUGCGUUGAACGCAGCAACAGCUGCUCUGUUUCACCUUGUUCGUUGUUUCCCGAUGGCAACUUUUCACCAACAGACACAGCGCUUCGCUGUCGGCUGCGCAGAUGGGCUCAUCAUCCUCUACGACCUGCGCACUGCGACGAAGUGGAAGGUGCUCGAAGGCCACACCGGCGCGGUCAAUUGCCUCUCCUUCUCGGACGACGGAUCGCUCCUCGCGUCCUACUCCAGUGCCGACUGCACAAUGCGCCUCUGGCAGAGUUCAUCUUCUGGAUUUUUUGGCGGAAUUCUUGGCAUUUCAGCCAAGUCCCAGAAGGUCAUUCAGCUGCCUCCCUGUCCCAAAAAUAUUUUCUGGCAGUCCAUCCCUUACCAAUUAGAGACCGUCCGAAUGGUGAACAAGUCCAAAACCGAGUGGAUGAUCCGCCGCGAAGACGGCAAGGGCUACAUGGUCUUGGUUUCGUAA